UUUCUCAUUAAUUUCCUCAGCGUCGUCAGUGACGUUGAGUUCUCGCCUUUGUUUAGACGUUUUCAAACUUUGUCUCAAAUGUUUCUAAUGACAGGGACAUGGACUGAUGAUAUUCCUUCUUCAAAAUGAUUAUUCGACUAGUUCUGGUGUUAGGGUGUAUGUCUCUGUGUGUCGCUGCGUGGAGUGUAGCAGGGCCUUUCAUCUGCUCUCAACAGGGUUUGGAGUGUAAAGUCACCAUUUCAGUUGACUGUCUGGACAAGGGCUGGCUGAAAGUGUAUGAGUACACUCCCAGCCAUCCAGAGGACCUGCAGGUCUCUGUGGACACCAGGGGGGACGAGUCAGGACACCUGCAGCCUGUACUGGAGGCCAGCUGGAAGUUGAAGGAUGAUGGUGGUAUUCGUGACCUCAACGCCACCGAGCUUAAUGUUAUGAUGUUGUCAACCAACGCUAACGUGUGUGUGCGAUAUUCUUUAAAAAAACAACUGGCAAUGAGAAGUCCAUCAGGGGAAAAGUGGUCGUUCUCAGCUAACAUGCUGGUGCUGGACCCGGGUCAGACAUACCAGGUCUCCGUCUUCAACAUCCCCAAACCAGAGAUAAACCAUAGCAUCUACGACGUCAGCAAAAUGGUGGUCGUUCCUGGAUGUCAAGAUGCUAAAAUGCAGAUGACCCGUUUUUGCAUCGAGAGAGGAAGUCUGUGGAGGCCUGGCAUCACUGCAGUCAGCAGAGAAUCUACACUGGCUGUGAGCUUCACUCCUGACCCACUCUGUGAGGAGUACAUAGUCAUUGUUAAAUGCUUCAGUAUCAUUUUUGAUACCCAUACAUACAAGGAAAAUCAGACGACCCUGAAUGCAACAUUCAAACUUGACAAUUGGCCGAAAACUUGCUGCCAGUUUGUCAUUGAGAUCAAACCUAUAUUCCUACAAUGUGGUACGGACUGUGCCCGUAAAAGGAGAAAUGUGGAUAUUUGUCCUGGUCCUUCGACAGUGAAGCCAACAGAAGCCCGCAAUGUCCAAGUGUACGCAUUUGUCAUUGUGGGAGUGGUCUUUUUCUGUGUCGUGCUGACCGCUAUGACGUGCCUUCUCUGUAGGAAGCCAAAGAAACCUGCUGUUAUUGCGCCACCUGUGGGAGAUGAAAGACGUCAACCACAGCAGCUUAAACAACCUCCCAAGGUGCUGAUCAUCUACUCCCAAGACCACCGCCUCUACAGGGACGUGGUGCUGAAACUGUGCGCCUUCCUCCAGGCCCAGUGUGGCACCGAGGUGCUGGUGGACCUGCUGGACACCACCUCCAUCGGCGUGGUCGGGCGCAUUCGCUGGCUCGAGUGGCAGCGACAACAGCUCAAAAAUCCUUCCGACAAAAUCCUGGUGCUGUGCUCGCGAGGCGUUCAGGCCAAGUGGAGGGCCAUGUGCGGCCAAGGUCGGGUGAAACUGAGGGAAGACGUUCUGUCCCCCACCGACGACAUGCUCACUCCUUUCCUCAACCUCUUCCUGCCUGACAUGCAUCACACGGGCAUGCUGGGCAAGUACAUGGUGGCGUACUUCAAUGACAUCAGCGGGGAGCAAGACGUACCGUCAGUUUUUGACAUCGGCGUCAAGUACAAGCUGAUGAAGCAUUUCGAGGAGCUGUACUUCCGCAUCUUAGACGUUGAGAAAUAUCAGCCGGAUCAGGUCUGCCACAUCAAGGGCAUCGGGGCGGACGAUUACUCUGACUGUCCCUCGGGUAGGGAUCUGAAGUGUGCCGUUGAAACCUUCCAGGCCUACCAGUUGGACAACCCUGAUUGGUUUGAGAAGGAGUGUGUGGACGAUGAGGAGGAGGUGAUAACUGAGGCCAGCCUGCUCAUCGACCAGCUGCAGAUCCCUCCUGUCCUCGAGUGUGUUCCUCUAAUAAGAGAUGGGCUCCCUGUCUUCAUCAAUGAGGUAGAAAUCAAUGAAAAUGGAGUAGGUGUUCAUGUCCUUACACCUGAACUGAACCCCCCACGCCAGAUUUGGUCAGUGGCAGAACUUACACCAGUAGUUAACCCUGAGUGCAGACGUCUGUCAACCCUGGAUGAAGAGUCGAUGGAUCACCUGUACCGUCGCAGCCCCAGGCCAGAAUCUGUCUACACAGUUGAGCCAGUUGUGAACAAUCCACAACCGCCAAGGCAGAACUGGGUCUCCCUCGAGGAAAAACCCUUCAGUCAAAAUCCCACUGAGGAUGAGGAAGGGGAUUACCUGCUACCCAUAAGCCAACCCUCCUCUCAUUCGGACCAGAGAAGUUUGGCCUUACAGAACUCCCUGGUUAUAAAACCUCAAGACUCCUCUUGUACCAGCAUGCAGAGUGUACAUUUCCCUCCGUCUGAAGCCGUCCUCUCUCAGCCAGUGGAGAUGGAGGAAGACGAGGUUCUGGAGCCCGCAGGAAAGGGUCCUAACAGUGGGUCUGAUCAGGGCUACAUCUCCAAGAUGUCCUCCCAGAAUGAAUCAGCUUCAAAAGAGGAUCCAAUGGAGGCCCUGAGAAGACUGCAGGAGCAGCUGUUUGACAUAGAGUCCUGAAGAGAACUUGUGCUCUCAGUUCAAAGUCUAAGUUAAAAGUACAAAAUCCUCACUGACUUUAACCGACACCACGUGCACAAUCACAACGUAGGAGGGCGUAGGCGCGCCGGAGACAGAGGUAUUUCUGGGGUGUGGGGCAUGUUACAAAUCCUAUGUUUGCUGAUGAUUUUCUGAUCACAAUAACCAAUUGAGUAUUUAUAUGUUGUUUGAUCAUAACAAAUGAAGACAAUUGAACAAGGUCAUGCCUUGAAGGGACAAAUAAGUGGACACUUGGACGUACAUGUAGAUCUGUUCAUAUCCAAUAAAUUGUGUGUUGUUUGAUCCAUGUUUGCUGAGACCAGAACAUUAUAAACCUAAAUCAAGAGAUUGAAGAAGAAAGAUGACUUUUGUUACAUCUUCUUAAACUCCUUCCAAUCAGUUGGGACAAUUCUGAUUGGUCAGUAUUUAAAGCAGGGAAAUCACUUGAGAGUCUGUGAUUGGUUAGGGAUUGAAAACAUGUGCCAUUUCUGUCUCACUUCGUGUAGGCACUCUCACAAAGAGAGCUUUGAAAUAACACAUUUAAUUAUAGCCACCAACAAGUUCAUUUUUGUAUCUUUCGUAUUUUUGUAUGUUUCUUACUGCACUUACUAGUUAGACUCCUCAAUAGGUUGGACAUAUAACUACACACACACACACACA
Trematomus bernacchii (emerald rockcod) is the source of this 3206-nucleotide messenger RNA. It is a transcript of the gene il17ra1a, whose product is annotated as interleukin 17 receptor A1a. Gene Ontology annotation, molecular function: interleukin-17 receptor activity. The transcript is spliced from 11 exons. NCBI's taxonomy places the organism in Eukaryota, Metazoa, Chordata, Actinopteri, Perciformes, Nototheniidae. Bases 126 to 2528 code for a protein of 800 amino acids. The record is from RefSeq and is a predicted model, not a curated record.